AAUAACAUAAGAUAUUGAACUGGGGACGCUAAUGGUAUAGUUUCCAGACUCCCCAAACCUCCACGCCUCCUUCACAGCAUUUGCUUUUCGUCUCUUAUCUCCGCUCGUUUUCACAAAACCCUAGUUCUCUUGCGGAAUCUGUGCUCCUACUUCACGAUGGACGUGGAUGAGAAAAAAAUGAUAGAUAUCGCGGAGGAUAUACGGUCUUUGCAGCUCGACUCGGCAGCAGAAGACAGUAAUGGGGUUGUAAAUUCUGAAGAUGCAAAGGCAGAAGAACCUGUGGAAGUGGAUAAGAUGGAGGAAGAUUCAAAGGAAGAUGUCCAUAAUGAGGCAGUGCAGGUUGAACAUAAAGUAAAAGACAAGAAAGUCUCUGCCGCGGACGAUAGAGCAGCAGCAGAGGAGAAGGAAUUAUCUAAGAAGAGACAUUUGAAUGUUGUUUUCAUUGGCCAUGUUGAUGCUGGUAAGUCCACUAUUGGAGGCCAGAUACUUUUCCUCAGUGGUCAGGUGGAUGAUCGCACAAUCCAAAAAUAUGAAAGAGAAGCAAAGGAGAAAAGUAGAGAAAGUUGGUAUAUGGCAUAUAUUAUGGACACUAAUGAAGAGGAGAGAACCAAGGGUAUUACUGUUGAAGUUGGAAGAGCUCAUUUUGAAACAGAGACGACAAGAUUUACAAUUUUAGAUGCACCGGGUCACAAAAGCUAUGUCCCAAAUAUGAUCAGCGGUGCAUCUCAAGCUGACGUAGGUGUAUUGGUAAUUUCUGCUCGGAAAGGGGAAUUUGAAACUGGAUAUGAGAGAGGUGGACAGACCCGUGAACAUGUUCAGCUCGCAAAAACCCUGGGUGUGUCUAAGCUGCUUGUUGUUGUAAAUAAAAUGGAUGACCCAACUGUCAAUUGGUCAAAGGAAAGGUAUGAUGAAAUUGAGUCAAAGAUGGUACCAUUUUUGAAGUCAUCAGGAUACAAUGUCAAGAAAGAUGUCCAGUUCCUGCCAAUUUCUGGCCUGCUUGGUGCAAAUUUGAAAACAAGAAUGAAUAAAAGCAUUUGUCCAUGGUGGGAUGGUCCCUGCUUCUUUGAAGCCCUUGAUGCCACUGAAAUUCCUCAACGAGAUCCCAAAGGUCCAUUUAGGAUGCCUAUUAUAGACAAGUUCAAGGAGAUGGGAACUGUUGUUAUGGGAAAAGUAGAAUCUGGUAGUGUGCGUGAGGGAGAUUCAUUGCUGGUCAUGCCAAAUAAGGCUCAAGUUAAGGUUCUUGAAGUAUACUGUGAUGAAGAUAAGGUUAGACAAGCAGGCCCAGGUGAAAAUCUACGGGUUAAACUGUCUGGGAUUGAAGAAGACGGCAUAUUGUCAGGCUUCGUUUUGUCAAGCAUUGUUAAACCAAUAUCUGCUGUUACCGAGUUUGUUGCCCAGUUGCAGAUCCUUGAGUUGCUAGACAAUGCAAUUUUUACAGCUGGCUAUAAGGCUGUCUUGCACAUUCAUUCUGUUGUCGAAGAAUGCGAGAUUGUUGAGUUGUUGCAGCAAAUUGAUCCAAAGACGAAGAAACCUAUGAAAAAGAAAGUUCUCUUUGUGAAAAAUGGUGCUGUCGUCGUAUGCCGCAUUCAGGUGAAUAAUUUAAUAUGCAUCGAGAAGUUCUCAGAUUUUCCUCAACUUGGAAGGUUCACUCUUCGUACUGAAGGAAAAACAGUUGCAGUGGGAAAGGUCAUGGAGCUUCCUUCGAUAAGUUCUUAAACAAUUUUUGGCAUAAAGCUUCGAUGGAAAUAUUACCCUUAAAGAAUGAACUUCGUUUCUUCUCACAGAUAUUUGUUUGCAAAACAAUCCCAAGUGGGCUUAGUAGACUAUCCUGUAUCCAUUUGAUGAUUCACUGGAUUGGUUUAUGAACCGAAAGCUUCACAUGGUUGUUUUGAUUAUUUGGUAUAGUGGAUGAGGUCCCAUAAGGAAAGAAAUGUAUUUUCUUCUGUGUUUCCAGGUUAUCUGAUAACAUUGAUUAAAUGAUUAUUAGAAAUAUUACUCUUAAAGAAUGAACUUCGUUUCUUCUCACAGAAAUUUGUUUGCAAAACAGUCCCAAAUGGGCUUACUAGACUAUCCUGUAUCCAUUUGAUGUUCACUGGAUUGGUUUAUGAACCGAAAGCUUCACGUGGUUCUUUUGAUUAUUUGGUAUGGUGGAUGAGGUCCCCAUAAGGAAAGAAAUGUAUUUUUCUUCUCUGUUUCCCGGUUAUCUGAUAACAUUGAUUAAAUGAUUAUUACUUGACAGGCAAAUCGAGACAGGGGGACAUAAAUGAUGCAUUACAUGGCAGCAUGAUGGGUUCCUAAUUAGUACAGCAUCAAAUGCA
Carya illinoinensis is the source of this 2318-nucleotide messenger RNA. RefSeq names its product eukaryotic peptide chain release factor GTP-binding subunit ERF3A. The record is from RefSeq and is a predicted model, not a curated record. Gene Ontology annotation, molecular function: GTPase activity; GTP binding; translation release factor activity. Gene Ontology annotation, cellular component: translation release factor complex. Gene Ontology annotation, biological process: translation. The transcript has 19 exons. Lineage: Eukaryota; Viridiplantae; Streptophyta; Magnoliopsida; Fagales; Juglandaceae. Bases 157 to 1716 code for a protein of 519 amino acids.